AUGUUAAGACUAUCGUUCUCCUUUCACAGCCUAAGGCGAUACACCACCUUCUCCACCAAAGACAUAGACCGGUCGAGAAAAUGGAUAGAGCAGUUCAGUUCCACUCAAAUCCCUAGCAAGCACUUUGAAAUCACGUUUUCAAGAUCAUCGGGACCUGGGGGCCAAAAGGUCAAUAAAACAUCAUCAAAAGCCACCGUAGCCAUGGAAAACGAUAAAUGGCUCAACCCUCAAUGGUGUUACUGGAUUCCUGAACCCAUAAGGGCCCAACUUAGGGAGAAGAAGGUACGAUAUCAGACGAAAACUGGGGGCAUUCUCAUCCAAUGUGAUACAUCAAGAAAUAGAGAUACCAACGUUAGUGAGUGUUUUGAACGGUUAACAGAGGAGAUCAAACGUGUAGCGUACUUUGAGCCUGAAGUCACGGAGGAGAAUAAGAAGAAAUGGGAAGAAUUGAAGGAGGUCAGUAAAGAGAAGAGAUUGUUUAAUAAGAAGAAGGUGAGUGAUAAGAAGAAGCUACGGUCUAAGAAGUUUGAUUUUUGA
Yamadazyma jaroonii is the source of this 537-nucleotide messenger RNA. The record is from the annotation of a GenBank genome assembly. NCBI's taxonomy places the organism in Eukaryota, Fungi, Ascomycota, Pichiomycetes, Serinales, Debaryomycetaceae.